AUGGCUACAAAGCGUGUCGUCCAGUCAUUUAUCCAUGGCAAAGCCGCCGUGACGUCGCCUUCCAGCGCCUGUAGCACGCUCCUGAACGCCGCCACGGGCGCUCCCGAGACGACUGUGUAUGCAGCGACGUCUGCCCAAGUGCAAGAGGCCGUCGCGUCGGCGCAGGCGGCGCAGCAGCACUGGAAACGGCUGAGUCCUGCGCAACGAGGCGCAGUAUUGCGCAAAGCAGCGGACCUUUUGACCGCCGAGACCGACCGCCUCGCGACGCUCGAGACGCUCGACACGGGACGGGCCAUUGCAGAGACGCGUGCGACGGACGUCGCCAGUGCGAGCGACUGCCUCUACUACUAUAGCGGUGUGAGUCCCUCGAUAGGCGGCCAACACGUGACGCUCGAGCGCGGCAAUUGGGCGUACACGAAGCGCGAGCCACUGGGCGUGACGGUGGGCAUUGGCGCGUGGAAUUACCCGUUGCAAAGCGCCGCGUGGAAGUCGGCCCCAGCGCUCGCGUUUGGCAACUCGAUGGUGUUCAAACCGUCGGAAGAGACGCCGCUGUCGGCGCUCAAGUUGGCGCAAGUGUACCGCGCCGCAGGGGUCCCGGACGGCGUGUUUAAUGUCGUAUUGGGCGCGCGCGCGACGGGCGAAGCACUGGUGCAACACGACGACGUGGCCAAAGUCUCGUUCACGGGAUCGAUUGCCACGGGGGCCCACGUGUACGCGCGCGCGGCCGCGAAGCUGAAGAAAGUGACCAUGGAACUGGGCGGCAAGUCGCCGUUGAUUGUGUUUGCCGAUGCAGACGUCGAGGAAGCGGUUGCGGGCGCCAUGAUGGGCAACUGGUACUCGUCUGGACAAGUGUGCUCGAAUGGCACGCGCGUGUACGUGCAGCGGCAGAUAUUUGAUCGGUUUGUGCACCGCGUGCACGAACGCACGCUGAAGCUGCGCAUUGGCGACCCCAUGGACCCAACGACGGACAUUGGGCCCAUGAUCCACGCCAAGCACAUGGAACUUGUGCAGAGUUACAUUGCAAAGGGUGUAGCCGAAGGAGCGACUUUGCUGGAAGGAGGAGGUAAACGCAUUGUGCCGUCGGAGCAGACCAAAGAGGGGUUCUUCCUGACGCCUGCUAUCUUCGUCGACUGCAGCGACGACAUGACGAUUGUGCGUGAAGAGAUUUUUGGCAUGGUCAUGUGUAUCUUGCCAUUUGAUACCGAGGAGGAGGUGUUGGCUCGGGCGAAUGAUACGAGCUUUGGUCUAUCGGCGGGUGUCUUUACCAAAGACAUUACACGCGCGCACCGCAUGAUUGAUGAGCUGCAGGCUGGCACAACGUGGAUCAACAAUUACAACCUCGCACCUGUGGAAACGCCGUGGGGUGGCUACAAGAAGUCUGGCGUCGGUCGUGAAAACGGUCUAGCAGGCGUUGAGUCGUGGACGCAGUUGAAGUCCGUGUACGUCGAGAUGAAUGGCGUUGACUGCCCUUAUGCCAAAUGA
Hyaloperonospora brassicae is the source of this 1482-nucleotide messenger RNA. The record is from the annotation of a GenBank genome assembly. NCBI's taxonomy places the organism in Eukaryota, Oomycota, Peronosporomycetes, Peronosporales, Peronosporaceae.